Molecule: messenger RNA, 351 nt
Organism: Aspergillus nomiae NRRL 13137
Lineage: Eukaryota; Fungi; Ascomycota; Eurotiomycetes; Eurotiales; Aspergillaceae
Exons: 2
Coding region: 1-351 (116 amino acids)
Source: RefSeq, a predicted model, not a curated record
AUGCGUGUAUACACUGGCAAGAUCAACUACGGAAGUUAUGCCCAAGAUGAGAUCAUUAAUGUCAUCUUUGGCGAGGACUGCGAGACCAUGAACGAGCCGGUAACCGCAACCUGGCAGUGGACUAGGAAUGCCGCCGGUGAAAGGAAGGCAAACUCGAUCCACGUCGGGACCCUGAAUGGAUUGAAACACCGGAACGAAGGGGAGACGGAGAUUGAGUUCCUCCAGAAUCAGGCUCUGGAUUCCUACUACUGGUUUCAGGGGAGAGUGACGGAGUCCGAUUUAGUCUUGACCAUGUACAACGAACGGGAUGAGUUCUGUGUCGACAACAUUACUCUCGAACGUACAUCUUAG